UCGAGGCGAAGCGCCAUCCAUGUACCACGCCCUCAGCGGGGAAAAAUCGCGGACACUCUCUGGCUGCCCACAUGCUCGUGGCUGAGAUUCACUCGCGGACGCGUUACCAGAGCUGAAUCGCCGGGCGCCUACUGCUCUCGUUAGACCCUCUUCCACGCGUCUCCGUCCGACUCGGCUCCGGGUGUGCCCAGUGCUCCGUCUGAACGCGCGGGCCCUCAGCCUCGUCCGUGUCUCUCACUGUGCUCUGCCUUCCUCCCCAUUAUCACAUCCGCGCCAUAGUCACAUCCGCGCCAUGGCGGCCGAGUCGCAAUCCAAGAGAGGCAGCACGGGGUGGUUCGGGGACAUGGUGUCCACGAUAAGUGACUUCGGCAAGCAGACAACAGACAUGGCCUCCAACCUCUACACCCAUAUGGGCAAGCUGGGAAACCCGACGCUGAUGACGCAUGCGGGGGCGGAGGCGCUGUGGCGGGAGCACUUCUGGGCGCCGCCGGACGAGAAGCUGCUCUUCUACUUCUACUGCAACCUGCUCACCAGCGUGGGGCUCAUGCCCGGCACGCUCGUCGUCACCACGGCGUCCAUCGGCUUCCUAUCGGACGCCGAGUUCGAGUACAACCCGCUCGGGCGCCCCACAGAGAUCGCCAAGAGCCACUUCGUGGCAACCAUUCCGCUGCACAAGAUAACAGGGGUGGCGCCUGAAGCCAACCCAUCAGACGACAAUGAGAAGUACAUUCGCCUCACCACAGAAGACAACUUCUUGUUCUGGUUCACUGGCUUCAUUGCUUAUGAUCAAGCAUUUGCAACAGUACUUUCCGCUGUGGUCAGUACGUCUCAUCCUCUCGAAGCCUUGGCAUAGAGCAAGAAGAGACAUGGCACCGUGUCCAGAUUGCAUUCGAACUUCAUCAGGUGGUUGUGCUAUUUGGUGAACUAGCCAUUUUGUCAAAAAUACUCUUGUAUGUUGUUAUAGACUACACAGGGUUGUGCCUUAGAGAGUACAACCCACUAGGUUAUAUUCCCUUGUAUGCUGUGGUUCUAGUCAUUCG
This is a messenger RNA of Closterium sp. NIES-67, 1040 nucleotides long. NCBI's taxonomy places the organism in Eukaryota, Viridiplantae, Streptophyta, Zygnematophyceae, Desmidiales, Closteriaceae. The record is from the annotation of a GenBank genome assembly.